AUGGAGGUGGCACGGGCUUGCUGGCUGCCGCGGCGGGAAGCCGACGCUAAGUCUAAGCUAUGCAAGGACCACGUGUGUCGCUUCAUCGGCUGCGGCCGCAACGACCGCUUCAACUACGUGGUGAUGCAGCUGCAGGGGCGCAACCUGGCCGAGCUGCGGCGGGCGCAGCCGCGCGGCAAGGACCACGUGUGUCGCUUCAUCGGCUGCGGCCGCAACGACCGCUUCAACUACGUGGUGAUGCAGCUGCAGGGGCGCAACCCCGAGCUGCGGCGGGCGCAGCCGCGCGGCGCGUUCUCGCUCUCCACUACCCUGCGGCUGGGCCACCAGAUCCUGCACUCCAUCCAGGCUAUCCACGAGGCGGGCUUCCUGCACCGCGACGUUAAGCCGUCCAACUUCUCGACAGGCCGGCACCCGCACAACUGCAAGAAGGUCUACAUGCUGGACUUCGGGCUGGCGCGCCAGUACACGAACGCGUACGGCGAGGUGCGCACGCCGCGCGCCGCCGCCGGCUUCCGCGGCACGGUCCGGUACGCGGCCAUCAACGCGCAUAAGAACAAGGAGAUGGGACGCCAGGACGACCUGUGGUCGCUCUUCUACAUGAUGGUUGAGUUCGUCAACGGCUCGCUGCCCUGGCGCAAGAUCAAGGACAAGGAGCAGGUGGGCAUCAUGAAGGAGGAGUACAACCACUACCAGCUGCUGAAGCACCUGCCGUCCGAUUUCCGCCAGUUCCUGGAGCACAUUCAGUCGCUCGACUACUAUGACAAGCCCGACUACGCUAUGCUGUCGGGCCUGUUUGAGCGCUGUAUGAAGCGGCGGGGGGUCAAGGAGAGCGACGCGUUCGACUGGGAGAAGGCGGCGGCGGAGACCGCACCGGCCGGCGGCCCGGCCUCGACGCCGGCUAUCAUCAGCAAGCCGGCCGCCUCGUACCAGACGGACCUGGGCAGCGCCGCUUGCGACAACCAGGAGAACUACCGGCCGCCGACAGCCACCUCGGCACAGCAGCCGCGGCUCGCUACUGACACACGGGAGAAGGUGCUGGUGGACAACAACCGCAACGCCACCAAGGUGGGCGCCGGCGACGACCCGUCGCCGAAGAAAGCGCGUCCGGACCAGGAGGGCAACCCGCCGCGGCGGCCGGUGGCCAAGCUGCGGCUGAGCGCUCUGGAGGCGGCCGACGGCACGGAGGUGAGCGGCCGCAGCACGGAGGCGCGCACCGGCCGCCUGGACGUGUCGGUGCCGUCGACGCCGCAGCAGAGCGGCCCGGCCGGCUCCGAGGCGCCGCUCACUGGCACCGAGCGCGAGACGGGCCGCCGGGAGCGGCGCGACCACCGGCGCCGCUUCCACUCGGCCGGCAGCCGGAACCGGUCAGUCUCACGGCUCAGCCUGCACCGGGACGUGAGCGUGACGCAGUUCGCCGUGGCCGACGACGACAACGUGUCCCAGCAGGCCACCAAGGGCGGCGGAGGCAUGACGCUGGCCUCCCAGUGGAAGUCGGGCUUCGAUGACUCGGAGGCCGAGACGGACCACGAGGCCGCCGAGCAGGGACUGCAGAGUCCCGAGCACAGGAAACAGGCUGCAGAGGCGGCGUCAGGUGCCGGCCGGGCGGCGCGCUCGGCUGCCGGCGGCCCGCCACCGCCGCCCAACACGUUCUUCGUUCCGCUGCUGCUCAUCAAGUCGCGGCUCCGUUGCCAGGUGGGCGCCGCGCAGGCGUUGCCGCUCGAGUACCUCAACCUGGAGAUCGCCGCCGUGCCCGUGGACAGGAGCCGCGGCGAGGGCCUGCCGCGGUCGUGGUCCAACCCCCAGCUGUCGCCACACAUACGGGCCGGCCUGGACACGCCCAUGACCCGGCUGCCGCGGUCCCCGCCGCUGCUGCAGCAGGCCACCUUCGAUGACGUCGUUUACGAGGUGGACGUGGUGCGGAACGUGGCGGCGGUGGUACCGCCGGCCGCGGUCGCGCCGACUCCGGCGCCGGCGCCGCUGCCGCCGGCGCCGGGCUCGCACCGCGCCCCGGCGCCGCCCAAGACUCCACCGCCGGUCAACAGGACCGUGUCCAUGGAGUCGGACGUCAGUCCGCAGCACAUGCUGCCCGUCUCGGGCAAGCUGGAGAUCCGCGUGUUCGACAAGUCCGAGUCGCGGCGCUCGGAUUCGGCGCCGCCGCCGCCGCCGGCCGUGCCCGCCAUCGCGGUGGUGACGCCCGCCGCCGCCGCCGCCCCCGCCGCGGUCGCCGCCGCCGCCGCCGCCGCCGGCGCCCAAAGCAAUCAGACGAACAGCGUCGCCCGUCUGGAGGAGGUGCGCGCGCCGGCGCGCUCCUCCUCGCCGCGCCUGAAGAGCAUCCUGAAGAACAAGUCUGAGCGUAACCUGGCCGGCAAACUGGAGCAGGCGGAGCGGGCCGCCUCGGACGGCAAUGCAAUCCCCAAGAAUAAGAGCUCGCCUUGCCUGGCGGAGCAGCUGGGCCGCUACUUCGAGACGCCGGCGGCACCGCCGGCCGACGUGCCGCACAUCCAGGUAACGCCGCACAACGAGCCGCCGCCGCCGCCGCCCGCCUUCUACGACGCGGCCGACGAGAGCCGCGCGCGCCUGGCCACCUCGCGCAGCCGCUCGCGCAUCGACGAAAACGAGACGUCGCGCAACGAGAGUUUCGGCACGGCGGUGCCGCCCGGCGCGUCCGAGGCCGGCGACGAGCGCGACUACGAGACAGUCGGUUUCUCGUUCGCCACGGCGCGCGAGAGUCCGCGCACGGUGCGCCGCCGCAUCGGCGUCGUCACGCCGCCGCCCGAGUUCCAGAACGACCCACAUGACUCGCAGUCGACCACCGGCGAGGGCACAGCGCGCGCCGAGUCGCCGGGCCGCGGCCGGCGGCGCAGCGGCGGCGGCGCCGCCGAGCCGCCGCCACCGCCGCUCAGCGGCGCCGCCAAGCGCCACUCGCUGGAUAACCUGCUGGACGACCGCAAGAUCUCGGUGAUCAGCGUGCAGGAGCUGGGCGCCGUGCUGCGCGGCCAGCGCGCGCCGGCCGCGCGCGCCUUCCACAGCGACGACAGCCUGGUGGACGGCGGCGAGCCGGAGCGGCGCCGGCGCGCCCAGCUCAGCGCCGACGUGGACGCCGAGAGCGAGGCGUCAGAGCCGCCGCUCAUCACCAGGAGGCGUCACUCGGCGCGCGAGCUGCACUCGACCACGCCCACCACGACGAGCACGGCGUCGUCGGCGGCCGAGCCGGCGCCGCGCCCGGCGGCCGGGCGGCGCGGCCGCCUCAGCUCGUCGCCGGAGCCGCUGUCGGCGCCGCGCCGGCCGCAGCCGCAGCCGCAGCCGCCCUCGCUCUACGUGCAGCAGGUGCUGGGCGGCUACAGUCCGCGCCGCGAGCUGCACGCGCCGGCCGGCGCCCAGCGCUCCUCCUACAGCCCGGCGCCGAGCGGCGCCUAUUACGACUCGCCCCGGUACGACUCGCACCUGGGCGUCUCCAACUGGGGACUGCAGAAGUCCAGCUCGUCCUCGGCCUGCCACCAGGGUUACCACACCAUGCCGUCACGCAUCAGGCCACCGGUCACAGACUCGUACCGGUACCAGUCGCCGAGUCGGGACGACACGAGCCUAGACGGCUGCACGCCGGCGUUGCGCCGCCGCCGCCAGGGCGCCGACAAACGUCGGCGGUACCGGCCUGCCGCUGUGGACGAGGUCUCGCCGCUGAACCACGUACUGCCGCGCCACUGAGAGAGAUACGGGAACUCCGUCUUCCUCCGGCCGAUCACAGAUGUCGCCACCGCAGCACCCAUCGGCCACUCGACGGCUGGCCACCGAACUGAGGAAUCGCUACGCCCAUGAUAGA
Messenger RNA from Pollicipes pollicipes, 3820 nucleotides. RefSeq names its product serine/arginine repetitive matrix protein 2-like. Gene Ontology annotation, biological process: protein phosphorylation. The record is from RefSeq and is a predicted model, not a curated record. Gene Ontology annotation, molecular function: protein kinase activity; ATP binding. NCBI's taxonomy places the organism in Eukaryota, Metazoa, Arthropoda, Thecostraca, Pollicipedomorpha, Pollicipedidae.